AUGUGCAGUUUGUCCAGAUUUUGGGACAAGGUGAAUACGAUGGCAGAAGGUGGAUCUCGUUAUUGCUCUAAGAAAUCCGAUGAUGUCUGUGGGGAUGCUUGUGGUGAGGAUUCUAGCCGACCCCUUAGCAUGGCUCGGUUGAAAUGCUUCUUACGUGGGCUCGAUAUAAAAGCAUACCUCUUUCUAUUCAUGCUUGUUCCCACGUGCGUUUUCUUAAUUUACAUGCACGGCCAGAAAAUCACUUACUUCCUCCGCCCCUUAUGGGAGUCCCCUCCGAAGCCCUUCACCGAAAUCCCUCACUACUAUCACGAAAACGUGUCAAUGGAGAAUCUAUGCAAGCUCCACGGGUGGGGCCUACGUGAGUACCCCAGACGGGUAUACGAUGCCGUUUUAUUCAGCAACGAGCUCGAUAUUCUCAAAUUACGCUGGAAAGAAUUGUACCCAUACGUGACCGAAUUCGUUCUCCUCGAGUCCAACUCGACCUUCACGGGCCUCCCGAAGCCCAUGGUCUUCUCCUCUGCGAGGGCCCAGUUCGAUUUUGUCGAGGCCCGUUUGACUUACGGCCAAGUCCCCGGGAGGUUCAAACGGGGAGAAAACCCGUUUGUGGAAGAAGCGUAUCAAAGGAUUGCGUUGGAUUAUUUACUCAAACAGGCCGGGAUUCAAGAUGACGAUCUCUUGAUAAUGUCUGACGUUGAUGAAAUCCCGAGCAGGCACACGAUUAAUCUCCUGAGGUGGUGCGAUGGGAUUCCUCCCAUUUUGCAUCUCCGUUUGAAGAACUAUCUAUACUCGUUCGAGUUCUUGCUCGAUAAUAACAGCUGGCGGGCCUCGGUCCAUGUUUAUCAGUCUGGAAAGACGAAGUACGCGCAUUAUCGGCAAUCGGACGUGAUUUUGGCAGAUGCUGGCUGGCACUGCAGCUUUUGCUUUCGGAGGAUAAGCGAGUUUGUGUUCAAGAUGAAAGCUUACAGUCAUGUGGAUCGGGUUCGGUUUUCGCAUUUUCUGAGCCCCAAGAGGAUACAGAGAGUUAUUUGUAAAGGUGCUGAUUUAUUCGAUAUGCUGCCCGAGGAAUACACGUUUAAGGAGAUUAUAGGUAAAAUGGGCCCAAUCCCACACUCAUACUCGGCUGUUCAUCUGCCAGCGUACCUUUUGGAGAAUGCGGAUAAAUUUAAGUUUCUUUUGCCUGGAAAUUGUAUGAGGGAAAGCGGUUGA
Molecule: messenger RNA, 1206 nt
Organism: Striga hermonthica
Lineage: Eukaryota; Viridiplantae; Streptophyta; Magnoliopsida; Lamiales; Orobanchaceae
Source: the annotation of a GenBank genome assembly